UUGCCCUUAAAGGUUAGUUUAUGCGGGCGUAUCUGUUAAUAUUUUGUGGUCGAAAAUGACCUAACAAAUGUUACACUUUAGACCUGGUAUUGGAAGCCCACAAAUAUAUUUAAGACAUAUUCUUUUGUAAUCGAGUCGGAGAGAAAAUCGAUUGCAGUAUGGUAACCGUGAGGCCAUUUACUUGCUUAGACUUGUUGAAGUUUGGGAAUAUUAAUCUGGAUAUGUAUACGGAAACUUAUAGUAUCGGAUUUUAUCUGCAUUAUUUGGCAAAAUGGCCAGAGUAUAUGCGAGUCCUAGAAUCACCCACACUAACCUGUUUUGAAAGAAAUUCGACACGUCUUUCGGAUAUUUCACACACAGGUGAUUCACAAAACCCAUCUCCCAAGGUAUUAUCAAUACCGUCUACGUGUCAACGACUUAUGGGCUAUAUGAUGGCGAAGUCAGAAGGUCAUGGAGUGGACUGGCAUGGUCAUGUCACAGCGCUGUCGGUGGCUCCUGAGUAUCGUCGUUUGAGAUUAGCUACUCAACUAAUGCUAGAGUUAGAAGAAACUUCCGAACGGAAACGAUGUUACUUUGUUGAUCUAUUCGUACGUGCAUCUAACAAACUGGGCAUAGAUAUUUAUAGUAAAUUGGGAUAUAUUAUAUACCGCAGAGUCUUAAAUUACUACUGGGGUUCCGUUGAAGAUGAAGAUGCUUUCGAUGUAAAACUAGACGCUCACAGAUAUGCACCUCAGAAAUUCAGGAAAACUCGAUGCUGUUUUGGUUUAUGAAAUAAUUUCUGGGAUAAUCGGCAACUUCCUCACACUGUUAAAAUUAAGAUUUCAGGAUUACUCAGCCAAGCACAUAUCAAUUCGAAUCUAGAAUUUUGCGCUUUUAAUCGGUCUCAAAUUUAGUGUGCCUGUCCAAUAAGAUUGGGUUGUCCAACUCCUGAAUGUUAAGUUUUUGAGUUAUCAUUUCCACUAAAUGUCAACUUUAAAGCAAAUUAUUAACCAACUUUACAUAACUGUUUGGUGUUUGUGAACAUUCAUUUAAGUUUGAGUAAGUUUUCGUUACUUAUUUACAUCAUAUAUAUUUGUUCACUCAUUUACUUCUGUACUAUACUAAGUGGAACUAUCAGUUCCAUUAUUUCUUACUUUGGGAAACAAUGCAAAUCUAAUAUUAAAUAUAACGUAUAUUACAUACAAUUCAAAAACAAUGUUUUAAGUUAUCUGCUCAAUUUUCUUAGAUAUGAGAAAAGCACUUUCAGCGGAUGUGCUUAAACGAUCUGUCAUACCAAUGACGAGGCCUAUACGUCCAGAAGAAUUAGAACAUCCAUGAACAUACAGAUGAAGACUUGUUUAUUGGUUCUACAGUGUGGUUCUAUGUGUAACAUUAUUCAGUGGAUCCAAGUACUUGUACAUGUAUCUUUUGUAACAAUGAUAUCUUUUCUCUUCAACUGAAGUUUUGAGGGU
Messenger RNA from Schistosoma bovis, 1451 nucleotides. Lineage: Eukaryota; Metazoa; Platyhelminthes; Trematoda; Strigeidida; Schistosomatidae. The record is from the annotation of a GenBank genome assembly.